AAAAAGUCUAAGUAUUAGAGUUUUUCAGAUCAAUAUUACACUUCAGAAACAUGGGACAUUACGUCCAUUUUAGUGUAAAAUAGAUAAAUAGGGAGAAUUUGCUUCUGAAAUAAAAUUGAAUUUUGGCGAUUAUAGAUAAUAUCAUGCGUAUAUAAAUGGAAUAAUCAGAUUGUCACUCAAUGUGAUAAAAGACUGCGAAAGCUUGCACAAUGUCGUACGAUUUAAAAAACAAAGUUGUUUUAAUAACCGGGGGCUCAAUUGGUAUAGGUGCUCAAGUGAUAGAGUUCUUACUCAAAGAAAAUGUGAAGUAUGUAGCAAACUUGGAUGUGGACGACACUGGCAUUGCCCUACAAAACAACCUAAACAAGAAGUAUGGCGAGGGAAAGGUGAAGUACAUCAAAUGUGAUGUCAGCGACGACUCCCAACUGUUUGCUGCCUACGACACGGUUAUAAAAGAACACGGAUACAUUGAUGUAGUCAUCAACAAUGCUGGCAUUAUGAAUGACUCCAAAGAGAAAUAUAAGAAGGAAAUUGAAGUUAACGUCAUUGCACUCACUACAAGCACGAUGAAAGCUCUAGAGAUCAUGCGAAAAGACCAAGGUGGACUAGGAGGUGUUAUAAUGAACAUGUCGUCUAUAGCGGCAUUGUUUAUAGACCCACUAAUGCCCAUAUACUGCGGCACCAAGAGCUAUGUACUUCAAUUCAGCACAUCCCUCGGACAGCCAGAAUAUUAUGACAGAACAGGAGUCCGAGUGAUAACAAUAUGUUUUGGCGCAACCGACACUACUUUACUCCAGAAAACAAAAUUGGGAAAUUUCGAUAAAGUUAUUGAGAAAGAUUUGGUGGAUAAUAUCAAAAAGCACAUCUUUCAAAAAGUGGAAUCUGCAGCUAUAGGGGUGGUUGAAGCUCUAAAGAGAGGCGCAAGCGGCAGCACGUGGUUGUCAAUAGCAGACAAGCCUGUGCGUGACGUCACUGAUGUCAUAAUGAAGGGCUACGGAGUAUUCAGUACACUUGUAUUCGAAUAAAAUAGAAAAUACAAAAACAAGCUUUUAUUUAACCCGCUCGCUCAAGUGUUCGGCUGGCCUAUUCAA
Messenger RNA from Bicyclus anynana (squinting bush brown), 1091 nucleotides. RefSeq names its product 15-hydroxyprostaglandin dehydrogenase [NAD(+)]-like. The record is from RefSeq and is a predicted model, not a curated record. The transcript has 5 exons. NCBI's taxonomy places the organism in Eukaryota, Metazoa, Arthropoda, Insecta, Lepidoptera, Nymphalidae. The coding region runs from base 210 to 1025 and encodes 271 amino acids. Gene Ontology annotation, cellular component: cytoplasm. Gene Ontology annotation, molecular function: oxidoreductase activity, acting on the CH-OH group of donors, NAD or NADP as acceptor.